Messenger RNA from Papilio xuthus (Asian swallowtail), 2034 nucleotides. RefSeq names its product monocarboxylate transporter 12-B. The transcript is spliced from 8 exons. NCBI's taxonomy places the organism in Eukaryota, Metazoa, Arthropoda, Insecta, Lepidoptera, Papilionidae. The coding region runs from base 253 to 1737 and encodes 494 amino acids. Gene Ontology annotation, molecular function: monocarboxylic acid transmembrane transporter activity. The record is from RefSeq and is a predicted model, not a curated record. Gene Ontology annotation, biological process: transmembrane transport; monocarboxylic acid transport.
ACCCUCAUUGACUGGUGUGUUGCGGUGAGGAGCGGUCGUCUGCAUUGUGCGAAAUAAAACAAGUCGAUGAUUCAAUAUCACACGUGAUUGAAACCGGACGCGUUAUCGUUGUUGUGAUUCCACCACCUAUUGUAUCCAAGACACUGGUUUACAAUGCGUAUGUAUUCUUAUAGAUAAAAAACCUCAGGAAUUAAAUGAUAUUACCUUUCCUGCUUACGCUCAAUAUUAUGAGAAAAAUCUUAGAAAAUAAAAAUGUCAAAUAGGAAUUCAAUGAUGGCCGUUCCCAGAGUGGAGAAAAGACUAAAACUGGUUCCACCAGAUGGGGGUUGGGGCUGGAUGGUUGUCGCCGGCGCAGCACUAUCUAACAUAUUCAAUCAGUCCAUGUUGUCGCUAUUCAGUUUGUUGUACGGAGACGCGUUAGAAGCAAUGGGCCACAAUACUAAAGGCGCUGCUGUUGUGCUAAGCACUAUGUUAUUUACUACAAAUUUCGGUGGUCCCAUUGCGGGGGCAAUAGUAAAAUUAACGUCGACUAGAUUUGUAGCUGUGCUGGGAGCGUGCAGCUGUACUCUGGGUAUUUUACUAAGCGGCUUUUCAACUAAUAUAUGGCAUUUAGUAAUUAGUUACGGUAUUUUACUAGGUUUAGGAUUAGGCUUCAUACAAAAUUCUUCAUUUGUGGCAAUCAAUAGUUACUUUAAAUUAAGAAAAAGCAGAGCUGUGGGUUUAGCUAACGUCGGUACAGGCAUAGGACAAACAGUAAUGCCGCAUAUUGUUAGAUAUCUUUUAGAAAAUUAUGGAUUCCGAGGAGCAUGCAUGUUAUUAGGAUCCUUAAGUUUACAUGGGAUCGGUGGAACAUUAUUAAUUCAGCCAGUAGCUUGGCAUAUGAAAAAAGUCGAAGAGGAGGUUAUUAUUGAUGAAAAAAUAAAUCUAUUAGAAGAAAAACACAAAAAUAUUGUAAUUGAUAAAGACCAUAAAAUAAAUGGUGAAGCAAUAUAUCAAAAUGGUAGUCGGAUUUCAAGCAAUGAAAAAGGAUUGGCAAUGAAUGGCAAUAACUCAACACCAAAAACAACACAGCAACAUAAAAGUAUAUUCCGUAAGAUAUAUGAACUGUUUGACAUGUCCUUGUUACUGAGUCCUCGAUUCAUUAACAUCAUUAUAGGAACUGCUUUAACAGUGACAUCGAUACAAAACUUUAGCCUUAUAUUCCCAUUCUUUUUACAGAAAGUGGCGUCAUUGGACAAACAGCAAACUGCAAAUUGUAUGUCAGCUGUUGCCAUCGCCGAUAUCAUUGGAAGAUUAACAUUGCCCGUAUUCCAAGACAAGUAUAGAAUAAAAGCUAGAAUGAUGAUUAUUAUGACAAGUGUUUGGCUUAUCGUUGUUAGACAAGUAUUGGCGUACCAAACAGACUUGGGUGUUCUACUACUUUUAUCAUGCUUAUACGGUUUCGGUAGAAGUAUGGUUAUUGUUGCCCGAAACAUUGCUAUCUCAGAAAACUGUAGGAUGGAUCAAGUGCCAGCUGCAGUGGGUUUGGGUAUGUUAAGCAUGGGUAUGAUAGUCCCACCUGCUGGAUACUUUCUAGGAUGGAUUAGAGAUUACACGGGUAGCUUCAUCGUAUGUAUAUCCGCACAGAAUGCUUUAUUAGUUAUGUUCUUAAUAAUGUGGGUACCUGAUAUGAUACUAAUAUGGUUUGAAGAAAGAAGACGGAAGAAGAAGAAUGGAGAUGUACUAGAAAUGUCUUGAGAGAAGAAUCAAAAGAAACAAAAUUGCCAACAAAGUGUUUUAAAUAACUGAAAUUGAGGCAGUAUUGUAUUGGCUUAACAUAGUUUAAAAUUAUUAGGUUAGGAAUGAGUUUUUAAUGAUUUCCGUGGCUGUGAUACAUGGAACAAUUAUAUACUUAAUUACAAUUAGCAAGCAUUUAUAAUAUUAAGACUGAAGCUAGUUAUAAGUAAUGACUUCUAGGUGAAAAUUAUACGUAAAAAACUUAAUAUGUUAUCUAGUCUAUAAAAAUAUUUUGUUUUUUAAUAAAUGGAAAACAAA